CAGAUUGCAUCACGUUUGACAGCUCAGCUCCCAGCCCCAGUCAGGCACAGCAGCCUUUUACUCCCUGCUCUCCAUUCCCUGUCACAGAGAAACCAUAGGAGAGGAGUCUCUUUCCCUGGAGACUGACUGUGCAAGGCGUGGGUAUGAUGGCUGUGCUGUGGGCGGCUUCCUAUCCCCACACUCCUCCUCUUCCCUCUCAGUGUGUCAGUGCUGAAUGCUCAGUUCUGAGGCUGGAGGUGGCUGCUGCUCUCUCCCCGGCUCCCGUGUAGCAGGAAGUGCCGGCGCCGGGUGACAAUAAGCUACCUCCAACAUGGAAGUGGAUGUUAAGGGAGAUAACAGGACUACCAUUUCUUCUAUACCUCUUACUAGUACAAUAGAACGGAAUUCUCCAUUAAAAGUAGAAGCUGAGAAACCUCGCUGCUCUAGCACGCCAUGCUCCCCGAUCCGUAGGACUGUGUCAGGUUAUCAGAUACUCCACAUGGAUUCAAAUUAUUUGGUUGGAUUUACCACAGGGGAGGAGCUUCUAAAACUGGCUCACAAGUGCGCAGCAACAGAAGAGAAUUCUGGUGAGGCCUUAGCGACAUUCCGCUCCAAGCCACAUGACACCGGACUUUCCCGCUCCUCUCGGAUAUACAAAGCUAAAGGUCGACACUAUCAGCCAUAUGAAAUUCCAGCGAUUAACGGAAGGAGACGAAGGCGAAUGCCAAGCUCAGGUGAUAAGUGCAAUAAAGUUAUUCCUUAUGAGUCUUACAAGGCUGUUCAUGGCCCCUUGCCUCUUUGCCUUCUUAAGGGUAAGAGAAUACAAUCAAAGUCCUUGGACUACCUCAACUUAGACAAGAUGAACAUCAAGGAAAGCGCAGACACGGAGGUCUUGCAGUACCAACUUCAGCAUCUUACUCUGAGGGGUGACCGUGUCUUUGCAAGAAAUAAUACCUGAAAAGGAAGAGCUCUGAUUUCUUUAGCACCUGUCUUGUUGCACAUACGAAAACCACUUUAAGAAACAGAAGCUGUGCUACACAUAAUGGUUGAGUUGUUUAAGUAGCAUUUAGGAAUGUACAACCCAAGUCAAUUGAAAUCGAGCAGCUUGCUGAAGCUAUAGCACUUGGUGUAAAAGUUUUGGUUCAGGUGCAGCAAUUUUCAAGCCAUUUCUACCUUGAAGUAGCAAGACUUUUUCAGUAUGGGAUGACAAUGAAUUAGAAUGAGAUAGUUAUCUAAUUUUUGAAUGAUAUAAGAUAAACUUCGUACUACAUUUGACGGGAAUGAUACACCAGAGGAUUUUACUGAUUUUCCGCUCUACAGUAUGUUAUCGAUGAAAAGUUUAGGCUAAUUAAUCACUAAAAUGUAUGAUACCUGUUUGUGGAUAAGUAUGAUUUAGAACCUGAAAUAUUCAUGAGUAUUUGUUUUAUUGUUUACUUGCUGAAUGUCUUAAAAUGAAUACAUAGUAGUUUUAAUAUAUAGGUGGGGGAAUACUUACAAAAUAGUAAUGCCCUUUCUCACUGCUCAUUCGUUCUACAGAGUCAUACCCACUGCUGAGUUUCGUAGGGGUUGGCUUAUACGUUCCCUUAGAACCCAGUUAUAAUUUCCAGAUACUCCAUUUUAUAUCAUUCUUAAUUCCAGCUUUACUUUGUAGAAUUAAGCAAUAUAUAUAUUUUUAGGAACUUUACAGUGCUUAGAAUACUAGUGAAAUGUGAAUAAGUGCAGUAGCUGUUUUUUAAAGUGUAUCUGAAAUAUAUUAAAUAGGUGACGUGAGUUUAUUUGUGAGAAAAUGGCGAAGAAAAUCUGGUUGCGCUUUAUUGCAGCGCCAUAUUCUAUUUAUAAAAAAAAAAGCUCCAUCUGUCCACAUGGCACACACAAAAAAUUUCACGUAAAUUCUAUUUAAAGGCCAAGUCAGUCUACCCAUACACAGUCUGCUAAAUGCACUCUCUGAUAGAGUAGUGUCGUGCUGCAGUUUCUGCCGCCUUCAUUAAUUCCAUAUAUUUGCAAUGCUGUGUCUGAGACCGGCUAACACGGCCUCAUCACAAACCCAAAGUCAACAAAUUUGCAAUGUUUACCAUUAAAAUCUAUAUUCAAACUUAAUGACUUUUUGUUUGGUAAUGCAGCAAUCUGGUCCUAAACAGUACUGCAUUCCCCCGGGCCAACCUGAACAAAACACAUCCAGCAGGAUACAUAAUUACUGUAGACACGGUAUUAGAAAGAGCAUAAUAAUAAACAGUUAUAGACAGAAUAGACUUUGUCUUUGCAAAGUUAAAGACGUUUUGAUUUUGCAGAUAAGGCACCUUUAAAAAAAAAAAAAAGUCAAUAAUUAUGUCCCCUCGUGUAGAAAUGGGCUGCAAAAUGUUUUCUUUUCUGACAACCUGCUUUACAUGUCACACUGUCACUGGCUUGCUUUCAGAGACGGAAAUGCUUGCUGGGUACGGAUACAGAUAGUACUAGUGUGGGAUUUGUUUAACAAGUGUGGAGCACAGUCCAGUGAUUUUGUUUUUCCUCCUAUUACAGUGUUCUAGGAAGAACAUGUACACAGAUCACAGGUCCCUACAGUAAAUUGCAGCCCUAUUUAUAAUACAUAAUAUGUACUGUACCUAGACAUGUUCAGAGACACAAUUGUCAUAUUAUCCGUACCAAGAGAUGCCUAAUAAUAUUUAAAAAACAAAACAAAAAACAAUUGAACAAUUUAGAUUAAAGUAACCUAAAAGCAAGCUGCUGUUAUUAAUACAUACAUGUUUUUGGGUUCUUAGUGAUAAGAAUAAGAACACAAUCUAGGUCUCAUUCUGUUAUUUAGGCAUUCCCUGGCCGGUAUUCAAUUAGCCCUGAAGAGACAUCGGGAGUAAAAAGCCCCGAUGUUUCUUCAGGUUUUGCGGUCGGGCUAUUCAAUUGGGAUCGACUGUUAAAAAGUGCAUUUUCACCCGAACACACACAGGUUCAGUGAAACCUGUGUGUUUUCGGGUGAAAUAGCUAUUAUUGGGGAUUUUGCUUCGCCUGCCGGAGGCAGGUGAAACAAAACCCCCGAUAAGCCGCGGCACACACCGGCUUAUCAGGGCUAAUUAGCUAGCCCCCCGGCUAUACUUUUCACCCGACAGUAUGUGCGGGUAAUUGAAUAUUCCAGCAUGUCUGAUACAUGAAGUGGUAUGAUUUAUGCGUUUUGUUGACUUAUUUGAGAUUACCAUAAAUACCUCUGGUUUACCUAGAAUUUUAUAAAUGAUUGAAUCCUUCUAUAAUUUAUAUCAUUGGCUUUUCCACCUUGGAAACAAAAAACACUAAUUAGAGCAUUUAAAAACAUGGCAGCAAUUACUUCCAACAGGCCUAAGGGGGCGAUUCAAUUUUUUACCCCACAGCUACCACCAAGGGGCGCAAAAUGGAGCAAUUAAAUUGUUCCGUUUAGACGCCCUGUAGUAGCGGGGCUGACAUUUUUCUUUGCAGCUUCCUGAGGUUCGAAAAAAAACUUGGCACUUUGGGUGUCCAAAUGGGAGUUUGGAUGCCUAAAACAGGGAGUUUAGACGGAUUUAGCCAUUUUAGGUCUGUUAGUGCAGCAUGUGCGUUGUGCAUGGGUGCGGCAUCGCGUUGUUCAUGGGCGCCCAAACAAUUGAAUAGUGACCAUUGUUUGGUCGUCUAAUAAAUCCUGUUUAGACAGGAUUUUUAGACGCCCAAAGCAAUUGAAUCGGCUUUGCCUUCUAAGCAUGUCCAGUCUCAGAUUUUCACAGUAAUGUAAACAUCACAGACAUUGAAGGACUUAAGGCUUUUGAUGUAAUCCUAACGGACAAUGACAUUGUUCAUCUCUGCUGAGCAGGAUGAUAAAAUAAUAUGUUAAUGUAAGACCUUAGCUUGCAGAGUGACAAGAGCCCAGUUAUAUGUAAGAAAUAUAAUACAAUAUUGAAGAAAUCGCUGCUCCUGACUAAAGGAUAAUGGGCUAAAUGUAUGAAGCAGUGAUAUGGGUGCAGAAGUUGCCCAUAGCAACCAAUCAGCUGCUCUGUAUAAUUUUAUAGUAUGCAAAUUAUAAAUGUUACUUCAAUGCUGAUCGGUUGCCAAGGGCAACUUCUCCACUCUUAUCACUGCUUCAUACAUUUACCCCACAAUGUGUUUAUAAUUAUUUGUGGUUGCAUUUCCAAAUGCGCUCUAUUAUAUUGGUGAGACAAUCAUAUAAGGAAUUGUAUUAUAUUAAUUAACCUGCCAGUGGAAAUUAAGUUGACACACAAACUGUCUACACGCUGUGGAGGAAGCCAUUGGGGUCGAUUCUAUUCGGCAACUAAUGAAUAGCGCCGGGAAUUAGCUCCCGACGCUAUUCAAUUCAGCAACUAGUUACGUCGGCGAUGGCCCGUUCUCGCCGACAAAACAGGUUGAAUUGUCGGGGGAACGGGCAUUCUCCGACUUAACUUCCCGGCGCGAGGCUGAUUCCCGACAGAAUCAGCCUCGCGCCGGCCGCGAGGCAGCACUUUUGUCGGGUUUCUCUUCUCAUCCCCCGGGGAUGAGAGAAGAAUUCCCGACAAUUGCAGGUAAUUAGUUGCUGAAUUGAAUAGCGUCGGGAGCUAAUUCCCGGCACUAUUCAUUAGUUGCCGAAUAGAAUCGACCCCAUUGUGUUUGCUGAACCAAGGUCCAUUAAAGUGCAGUUCACUAGGAACUGUUGACUUGGUGAUGUAUAGGCUAUAAGUACAGUUUAAGAAUAAGAGGUGCCUUUGUUGCAUGUAUAAUUUUGAUACAGUAGCCAAUAGCUUUAUCUCACACACAAACAUACAGUUUAUUUAAAAGACUUUUAACAGCAGCAUGUAUGACCAUUUCUUGCCCAAUAUAAAUAUAAAUGUGGAGUAGACAAUAUAUUUCUUAUACAUUUUUAAGCACUGCUACUGUAGGUUCUUGUCUUUCUAUCAGGAGAUACUCAUUCCAUCCUUAGGCUGACCAGUGAGCCAUUUAGCUCCAGCAGGAUACACUGGGCAUACAGUAGGGUUUCCACUAACUUUCUACUAGUUAAUAAGAGGUUGUAAUGUUUUACAUGAUGAUUGCACUGAAGUUCUAUUUUUCUUGAGAUUAGCUUAGUUUAGGUUAUUAUCAAUGUUAGUAUUUAUUGCAGGGAUAGUACUGUUCUCUCUGUUGUAUAGCUGCAAAUCCCACAUCAGCCACUGUCACUGUUCUAGGGUGUGAAUUUAUGUAUUGUUAAUCACAUGAAAAAGUGAUACAGUUUAAUAAUAGAAGCAGAACUGCUUACAUCUUAUUUUUCAGUCUCUCAGCUGGUCUACAAAGAGGUUGGACCAUCCAUGUAGCAAGGAAAUUCUGCCUUUGUGAAAAGCGUGCUAUUCAAACUGAAAAGUUGCCAAGAAACCAAGUAUGAUAAUAGCAGAGCUAGUUUCCUAGCUAGCAGAUUAAUGAAUAGCAACAUAUAACUGGGAACAAUGAGAAAAUUCCUCAUCAUUUUUUCUGCAGCAUUUGGGAUGAACCGACCUUUCCUGAGAGAGAUGUAGAAAAUAAACUAUUUAUGCCACUGUUGGUACCAGACUACAUUUUAUAUGGGUAUGUUAACACAUUUAUAUAUGUUGACAAGCUUUUAAAUCUACAGCAUGAUCCAAUCCCCCAUAACGUAUUCCAAAUACAUAGUAAGCUGACAUGUCAUCACUGAUUGCGGCGGCAAACUAUUUUAGAACAAAACUUUAUUAACAGAUUUUUAAACAUGUAAACACGCAUUUUUUUAGUACAUUAAUUAGACAAUCUUGGGGUCAUAACCUCAGGGCUUUAUUGGACACUAAACCUACAAUGCAGGUUGCCUUAUAUAAAUGAGUUGCUAACAGCAUUACAUGUAUAACAUUUUAUGUGUGUAUGUAAAAGGUCUCUUACAUUGAUAGGACUGGAGAUAUUUUGUGUGUGUGUGUGUGUGUGUGUGUGUAUAUAUAUUUGUUGUGCUUCAGUGGUGCAACCUACUGUUCUCUCUUACCAGAUACAUUCUGCUGAAAUACGCUGUAGCGUGACUUCGUUUAGAACCAUUGUAGACAUAUGAGUCUUUUCUACUGGCCCAUAGCAGAAAUAACCACAGAUUUCUCUUCAAUUCACUGACCUCUGUGUAGCAUGAAAGCUUGCCAUAUUGUAAUGAGUUAUUUCUGCAUUAUAUGCCAGUGUAGACUGAUAAAACUUGAACAUACAAUGGUAGUGCAGUACACUGGGUCACGUGCUAGACCUUCGUGGUCAAUGUUGCCAGCCCUACUCAGUCUUUCAGCGGCAGUGGAUAAUGGUUUGCAGUAAGGUGACUAACGAGGUUGCAUAUACUGUCAAAAAAUGUUAACUCUAGUUAUGGCAUGGCAAGUUUUGCAUAUAUAUAUUACUAUUCCAAGAUGCCUUUUUUUAAUGCAAAAACUGGCGUUUUAGUGACCAUUUAAAAAUUGCAGCUUCCCCCUUAAUGGUAUCCCAGUUCCAGCACUUUAUUUGAGUGAUUGUUCUAUAAAUCUAUAUGAAGUGUUUGGCUAGUCUACAAUACACUAAAGAGUUCAAUAUUAUCUACACUUACUAGCAGGUGAUACGUAUACUGUACAGGAGAAGCAGAUUCUGUCAUGAUAUAGUUAGUUAUGGUGUGUUUUGCAGUUGUAUAACCAUUCCAUGUAACAUUCUUAGCAUACAGGGUUCUCUUCCAGCCAGUCUAGUUGAUGAAUGAUGAUAUUCUGGCAUAUUUGUAUUUAUUCAGAGGCACUUGUAAUACAUACAAGUAUUUCUGCAUUAUAUUAUUUAUUUACUGUGGCUGUUUGUAAGAAAGCCCAGUUUCAGUUGAUACUAAUUGGUUUGGUUACUUAUGACCCUUGAAAUCAGUUUAAAAAAUGCAUUUUGUCAUAUUUUAUUGUAUUGGUGAAUGAUUUACAAUGAUUUCUGUUUAACUUGGCUGUUAACCGUUAACCAAAAUACAAAUGUAAAUAAAAAAAGAAAACAGUU
This is a messenger RNA of Pseudophryne corroboree (corroboree frog), 6897 nucleotides long. RefSeq names its product macrophage immunometabolism regulator (gene MACIR). The transcript has 2 exons. Gene Ontology annotation, biological process: negative regulation of fibroblast migration; negative regulation of cytokine production involved in inflammatory response. The coding region runs from base 311 to 937 and encodes 208 amino acids. Lineage: Eukaryota; Metazoa; Chordata; Amphibia; Anura; Myobatrachidae. The record is from RefSeq and is a predicted model, not a curated record.